AUGGGGAGAUUACCAUGUUCAAAGGUUCAACACCUGCGGAAUAUCGAUAAGGAAUACAAUGUACUAAGCAACUUACAAGCUUCAAAAUUCCAUAGCUUUCAGCUAGGCAAGAAGCUGUACACAAUCACACAAACUCCACGAAGUUGUAAAAGUGAAUUAAUUGCCAUUUGUAGCGGUCUAUUCCUAUCUUCAAGACUGUAA
Messenger RNA from Trichobilharzia regenti, 201 nucleotides. NCBI's taxonomy places the organism in Eukaryota, Metazoa, Platyhelminthes, Trematoda, Strigeidida, Schistosomatidae. The record is from the annotation of a GenBank genome assembly.